Messenger RNA from Truncatella angustata, 1626 nucleotides. RefSeq names its product EXS-domain-containing protein. Gene Ontology annotation, cellular component: membrane; cytoplasm. NCBI's taxonomy places the organism in Eukaryota, Fungi, Ascomycota, Sordariomycetes, Amphisphaeriales, Sporocadaceae. The transcript is spliced from 2 exons. The record is from RefSeq and is a predicted model, not a curated record. Bases 158 to 1405 code for a protein of 415 amino acids.
AAGCUGCAGUGGCAUUUUUCUACCGAGCAACUACAUCCGCAGCCGCUCCUUCACUUAGGCGAGCGCACGCGAGCAAUUCACUUCGCCUCAACUCGGCUUCAGUCGCAACUGUCGCUGGCAACCAGCGACUUCAUGUUGGGCUUCGCAAUCCUGAACAAUGGACGGUGACCCGGCAGUUGAGCCCGAGCUCGACUCCUUUAGCUUGACCUUUCCCCUGCCGUAUCGCGUGGCCUUCAUAGUCGUCCUGGCCACCUGGCUCUGGGGAAUCAAUCUGCACUACCUCGCUCGUCUCAAAAUCGACGUUCCUUCAUUAAUUCGCUACCCAUCACGGACUUCACCACUGCAACCACCGCACCACCUUUCAGCCUAUCGCCUGGCCACCGUGCUCUCUGCCAUAUAUGCCUUCUCGCUCCUGGUCUUCUGGGUCUUCACCCACCGCAACCCGGCUCUCGUGCUUGCCUGGGACUGGCUGCCGCUCACAUACCUCGUCGUUCUGAUCGGCGUCUUUCUCGCGCCCCUCAAAAACCUCUCUUCUUCCGGACGACAGCGGUUCCUACACACGCUGAAACGGGUCAGCAUCGGGGGCAUCGCCGAGGCGAAAGAUGGGAAGUUCGGCGACAUCCUCCUGGCCGACGUCCUGACCUCGUACGCCAAGGUAUUUGGCGACCUCUACGUGGCGCUGUGCAUGUUCCUGCACACAGACGGCUCGGCGACGGCGCGGCCGGACCGCAGCUGCGGCGGCACCGUCGCCGUGCCGCUGAUCAUGGCCAUCCCGAGCAUGAUCCGGCUGCGCCAGUGCCUGAUCGAGUACGGGCGGGUGCGCAGGGGCCGCAUGGACGAGAAGACGGGCUGGGGCGGCCAGCACCUCGCCAACGCCCUCAAGUAUAGCACCGCCUUCCCCGUCAUCAUCUUCUCCGCCCUGCAGCGGAGCUGGGGUCCCUCGCCCGCCCUGUACCGGGCCUGGCUGGCCGCCUGCGUCCUCAACAGCCUCUACUCCUUCUACUGGGACGUGACCAAGGACUGGGACCUGACGCUCUUCUCGCCGGCGCGCGAGCGCAACGCCCCAGACCACGCAUUUGGGCUCAGGCGGAGGCUGCACGUCGGACGGCCGGGCACGUACUACGCCGUCAUCGCGCUCGACCUCAUGCUGAGGUGCACGUGGAGCCUGAAGCUCAGCCCGCACCUGGACCACAUUGCCGACUUUGAGAGCUCCAUCUUCGUCAUCGAGUUCCUCGAGGUCUUCCGCCGCUGGGUCUGGAUAUUCUUCCGGGUCGAGACCGAGUGGAUACGGAACAGCGCCGGCAACGCGCUGCCGAUCCUGGGACAGGACGACAUCGGGCAGGGCAUACUGCUGGGGGAUUACGGAAAUGGGGCGUCCCACUACAAAGAUGAGGAGAGUGACUAGUGCCUUGCGAGGCAGGUAUCCUAGAUGGCCAUGUAAACAAUGAACCAAGGUCGGGGGAACUUGGCCAACAGGGCGGUGGAGGGAGACUCUCCCCGAUACUCCCCAGUCCCUCGUAUGAGAACUGUAUGAUUACGACGACAUUUACAGGCGUUAUUUUUUUAUUUUGUUUUUCAUUUUAUUUAACCUUACCAACAUGAUAGAGGAAAGACACAAGCGACAUA